AAGUCCGACAGUCGAUAUCAUAAUUCUUAUUUCGCAGUGGUGUCGUAAAAAAUAUAUAUAUAUAUAUAUAUAUAUAUAUAUAUAUAUAUAUAUAUUGUGUUGUGAACGUAGAAGAAGAAGGAGAAGAAGAAAGGAUCCAAAGUAGAUCGCAAGGACGUCGGAUCAUUUCGUCGAUGCUUCCGAAGGAAUCCGAACCUGCCGAUGACGAACCUGCUACCGCAGGAGGAAACCUAAGGAUCGCUCGAUCGUAUGCUUGUUAUUCUUCGAAGGUUUCUUCACGUUCCUACAGAAAAAUAGAUAUCGAAAGGAUUUAAAAUUGCAGCCGUGAAUAGGGAGACACUAGAGGAACGCUUUAUUUGCUGUUGAAGUCCGCUAACGACUCGAACGACUUGAACGACUUAAGCAACGUAUCGGUGGGGCCGUGCGGUGCCGGCUUGCCAAAGAUGCAAGAGCUUCGAUCCAAUUAUCCUGAAGGAGCCUACUCAAAACAAUAGACGCGCAUCCCUGGGUUGUUCGCAAUCGCCAUCAACAGCACACAGCCAGCUUUUGAACAAGAUGUCAAUGACAGGGAGUUUGAUGGGCUACGAGAACAAUAACGAAGUGAAUCAAGCGAAAUGCAAAAAACCGUUGAAGCCACUUCCGGUUAUGUCGAGUAUAAAUUCAAGCGGUGUAACGACGACAUGCACUGGGAAGUCGUCGAAGAAGGUUCGGAAUUCGCGUAAGAAGGAAUCUUCUGUGCGAGGUCACGUGAAUAGUCUUUGGUCGGUAUGGUACGGCAUCUUGGCGGUUGCAUUUCAGACUUAUAUCGCAAUGAGAUACGCCAGAAGAUUUGCCACGUAUCUCUCGUUGCCAUGGCCGGCGGAUGCACCACCACCGAAAAUCGAGUUGCACGCGUGCCUAGUUCUGGCUGGGGCUGGAGUGGUUUUACUUCCUGUUUUACUCGGUACUGCCUUCCUCAAGCUCGGAAAUCUCGCCAACGACGGAAUUAAACUUGGCCGUCAUUUGAGCGCGUGCUCUCGUGAUCCUCCUUCCUCGUUACUUACCAACAGUCCAGAUAAUAGCUUGGCGAAUAAUUUAUGGAGACAUGGUGGACCAACGUCGGCGUUCGUACAUCUCUGCACGGCUAUGUGCUUCCUUCUACCGUCUCUGCUCAUGGAGGCGAGGAUGAUACACGCUGGAUUUUUGCCAAAAGAAGCGAUAUGGAGGACGGAUUUGGAUUGGAUGGUAAUUCACCGAGAUCGUCUGGUGGUGCUUAGUUUCAUGAAUCCAGCUGGUAACCUGAGUACCUUAACCGGUUUCAUAACCCCACAACCUUUUGUAACCGCUGCGCCAGAAGAGGAAGUUGAGGAUGACCUUAAUGGAGUCGUACCAACAACAACAGGCUUGUCUCGUGUUAACGAAACAAUCGAAACUCGAACGGAAGAAACUUCUACAAAAUUUUCCACUAUAAAUCGACCAGUACUGACUAAUCCAAAUGUCCAUCGAACCAUCGUAAAUUCUACGACAACUAUUUUGUUCAGUAAUAAUACUACAACAAGUAAAACAACUUCAAGAAUACCAGAAACAACCAGCAGUACAACCACGACAACACCAACCAUGAGUUCGUCUAAUUCUGCAACAAAAUAUCCAACGACUCUUAAGAGAUCAACUAUCAGACCAAUUUUGAAAAACAAUAAUCUAAAGAACAGGUCUAAGGUUAAAAAUUUAACGAAAACAUUGACAACAGUAAGACCAUCCAAAACUACUCAGACUACGUCUGGUGGAAAUAUGACCGCUCAAAGCAUGUCAUUGGUUAUGAACAGCUUGGCUGAUCUGGAUCAUCCUGAAAAUUUGAAUCUGGAGCUUCAACCGACUGAAUCCUACGGACCAAUAACACUGGAAUAUCUUAAUUACGCUGUUGCUCUUGGCGUUUACUCUGUACGAUAUCCCGCAGUGUUCUGGUCUUGCAACAAAGCUCUCGGUACGAUUUUCAGUGUUCAACUGGUCAUUAAUUCCGCUCAGAGCUUAUUGGCUUACGCCGGCAUGUCCGUUUUGUACAAGGUUCAAGUUGUCGGACCUCUUAAAGUUCUACCUCUUCUUCGACAUCGAACUGUAGCCACAGCAAGUACGAUAUCAACAAUCUUCGGUGAUUCAUAUUUUCUUCUUAAUCCUCACGUUACGUUAGCUCUUUUUGCCCUUUCGUCUCUCCUCGUACUGUGUUCGAGCAUGGUCAUGUAUUUCUACGCACACGGCAGAUUCGCAGCAUUCCUGAAUCAGGAACGCGAACGUCGCGUGAUCUUGCCGAAGGACGGCCGAGAAAGCAGCGCCUGGGUCUACUUCACUCAUUGCACCGCCCUCUGCGUGUUCCUCGCGAUUGCAAUCUGUAGUGCACCAUUGCUCUACGACUACACAGUGGUCUAUAGAGGCAGUCUAGACGGUGCGAUCCUCGCCUGUAUCGUUGGUACCGUGCUACAUUUGUUACUCUGGCUUAUUCUAUGGGUCUUCCUGACUAUAAAACAACGUUGGACUUUCAAGUUACGUGUCACGAUCGGUCGUGCUACCGUUCGUUCAGCUAGAUCUGUCAAACUAGUGACCGAUGUCGAUUUAUUGUCUGCUAGAGAGGAAGAAGAUAGUACAAGCGCUCCAUUACUUGUUGUUGGUAAUGGUAGGACAUAUACGAUCGCAGAUACAUCUCCAAAGAAAGCUAUCAUGAGUGUUAUUCAAAAGGCAGCUAUGGAAAGGAAGGCACGUUCACAAGGUGGAAAUGUUGAUUAUGCUGAUGGAGAAUCGACAGCCGAUGGCGACGAACAAAUCUAUUGGCUCAGGCCAAAAUUACGGCCGUCACCUGCUCAAUCCCCUAACGACACUACUGGCACUCAGGCUAACGACAAGGGUUGGCUCAACAAGAAGCUCAAGCCCAAGGUCACCUUUAACGACCUGCCUAGUACGUCAGGCUCGCGUAAUAAGGGAAAAGCCAGACGAGGCGUCGCUGACGGGGGACCUGAGGAUGACGGGGAUUACGCCACGUUACGCGAGCUACCGCUGAUAACUUCUUUGGAUCCAGCGGACGAUUCGAAUUCCGAAGAAAACAAGCUGCUCGAGUGCGUGAACGAUGACCAAGUGACGUACUACGCGAGCGCUAAUCGCGAUCUGCAACCCUCGGAGGGUGAUCCCUCACCCCUCUUAACUCCAGAUCCUCUUCCCGAUCCUGCUUCAGAACCACUUCCGUUGCCACCUCCGACUCCAACUACUGCACCGACCACCGAAGUUGCCACGGCGCUACUAACCACUAACUCCCAGAUGAACGGUGGUCAAACACCACGUUGCCUACGCCGAGCGGAUUCCGGUAUGCCACACGACGAGUUGACACCACGUUCCGAUUCUUCCAAUUCUCCGCCACUGGACGCCGGUGGUACCAGUUCGGUAAUAGGCCACAGUAAUACCAGUAGCAACAGCGAAACAUCGUCAAGUGGCGUACAUAGUAAUGCAAGUAACGCCAGCAAUGCCAGCCAAAGUAGCUCAUCUCAACGACGAGCAACAAGCGUGGACGAUUUAACUGGUGAAACACGCGAAGAACCACGAGAACAAUGGCGGAGCUGCUCGCUUCAGCGUGGAACACAACCACCGACAGCAAAUACAACUUUUUCUCCACCAAACAGUCGACCAGGCACCAGCCAAUCGUUCUCCUCUCCACAAUAUGCAAAUCACGUACCUCUGUUCAACAAUACUGGCAACAACGAACUAACCGGUGGCUGUCCAGCCGUCAUUCUCGAAAAUCCAAACGAAGCAACGGUUGUAAUACGUCGAAAAUUGUCGAGAACGAAACUGACAGAACCAUUGAAUCCAAACGAAGAACCAUUUGGUCGAUCUACCAACAUGAGGAUGACUUCAUUUACGGAAAGCAAUGAUAUUCGUAUUCAGGCUUCCUCGGCUACCCUACCCCAUUAUCCAACACAACCUAUUGUCACGUAUCCACACUGUUCCACCAUGCCCUUGCCUCAUGCGUCGCAUAGCAUGGCUGGCACGAAUAUGAGUGGGUCCACUGGCAGCUGUGGAUCCGUGCCAAGGCAUACAUUUGUACCGCCACAGAUACACGCAACUGUACCAGCUCAUACGACGUUACCGUCGCAUCACAACGGUGUCAGGUUGAUACACGGUGGUCCUGGUAAUCCUUUCGUCAAGAGAUUCCCACCCGUUCAGCUUCACACUCAGCCUUGGGCUCUGCCAGGUCAUCAUACCUUCCCACAAGCACCACAAAACAACAACAAGCUGUCGGUUACCGCUCAGAUAAGACAACAGAGCGAUCGAGACUCGGCUAAUUUCUCUAUGGCAAGUAGCGGAGACUCGGAUACCUGUUUGCCACAUUAAAUAUGUGACAAAUCCUUUCGCUAGAAUAUUAUUUCUAGAAGAGCUGUGGUGCAAUUUCGUCGUGUUGCUGCUAACACAGCGACGACCCCUAUGGAUCUAUAUUUUAAUAUGAUCCCACGAAAAUGGACUCGAAGUUAUGAAACGCUUCGCGUAGAACGCAGUAGGAAAGCAUCGACAGUACUUCUUGUAGACCCAAGGUCGGAGAGGUACCGGUGCGAGAAAAUAAUAGUCUUCACAUACUUUCGAGAACAAUUGGAUAACUUUUCAGGAUGACCACUUUCUGUUCGAUCAACGUUCAUUUAAUCUCGUAAACGUAUUAGCAAAUUUAAUCGUCGUCAUAGAUAAAAACGCUUGCGAGGAUAUCUUUGAAACUCUUGUAUUUUCAGACUCAAUCUUUUAAAUUCAUAAUACAAUAACAUAUCAUGUCAACAUCUGCCACUCGCAGAAACUCUUCUGAAAUUCCUCAAAAUUCUACAGAAUUUUGAUAUCUUACGUGACGGCGAUCACGAAGUUCUAAUGAUAAUAAUAAUAAUAAUAAAUAAUAAUAAUAAUAAUAAUAAUAAUAAUAAUAAUAUUAAUAAUAGUAAUAAUAAUAUUAAGGGAAAGGGAGGGAGCAUAAUAGAGGAAAUAUAACUGUUCUCUCGUGGACAUAUCCCGUGUUUGUGAUCACAAUUAAUGUAAUACUAUUUAAUUGCAAUAAAAAUAUCAAUAUUAAUUACGAUCUCAAGAAUUACAGAUGGAGGUUGAUCGAACGGUCAUCGUGAUGUUAAAACGAAGUUAUCGUGAAAGGUUUUUCCAUUCGCUCGAGUUCCAUUCGCUAAGAUAUAUUUAUAAUUUAAUAAGAAAUCUCUUGCGUUUUGAUUAUUCUUACGGGAAAGUGUUCGAUGUAUAAAGGGAGUUACGUGCCACGUUUAAUGUUGGAGAGAUUAUUAAGAAGGAACGGGAAAGAGAUCAAGCAUAAUUAUACGGUGUUAUAAUAAUGAUGGAAAAAGAAAGAAAAAAAACACGCACGUACAUACAUAUACUCACAUAGAUACACACAGACACAAACACAAGAAUUAAUCGUAUCGCUUUAAAUAAGGUUCGUGCGCGUGUAUAGAAUGGAUUAAGUAUAAUAAUAAUUAAAGGGGCGAUCUUUUUGGAAACGUUCACGCGCGUCAUCCGUGUAAGCAUGUAAAAUCUUUUUACCGUUAAUUAAAAUCCAUUUUUACCGAUAAUUAAUAAUUGUAAAUUUUGUUAAUGCGUCAAUACUAUGUACAUUAUACCGAAGGUAACUUGUUUUCUUAUUUCAUUUUUUUUCUUUCGGUUUUAUUUUUAUUUAUUUUUUUUUUUGUUCUUUUGCUUUUCGGAUCAUUAUGAAUUUUCGGUGAGUGAUCGAAAGGGAGAUUAACUCGAUGAACUCUUUGUUUUAUUUCUCUCUUUUUUCUUUUCUUUUCUUUUUCUUUUGCGAUCUUCAUUUUUAUUCUCUUUCAAAUAAUGCCGUGUGUUGUCACGAGACAAACUCCCUUUCGUUCGAACGAAUCUUUUAUUCCUAUACGUAUAUACAAACGCGACUAGAUAAUUGUUAAGAUAAAAAUGCUUUUCUAUGAUUGAAUCGUAUUAAUGCUUUAUAUAUAUUGCCUAUAUUUAAGGAUUAAGAAUGAACGAUUUUAAUGAUUUGUCGUGAAAGAGAUAUCAUACAUUGUCGAAUGUACCAACGCAAUUUAUGUAAUUGCUUUCUUUGUGGAUAUAAAAGAAAAUUAUUAUCCGCAAAGUUGUAUACGUACUUACGACGAUCCAUGAGCAGAGUUUCUAAAUGAAUCACCGAAAGAUCGAACGGGAUAAUGGACAUUAGUAAUAGUUAUCCUAUGUAGAAAAUAAUGAUCGUGUGUUGCGCAUAUGCCGAGUCUUGCGUAACACGUUGUUAAUUAUUUUUAAUGAUCAAUUGUGUAUUAAUAGAAUAAUUCAUCAAUUGUGUAUUAAUUAUGUUGUGAUAAUUUACUUAAUAUUACGAGCAACAAUUUUCUCGUGCACUCUCUCUAUUGAAAGAAAAAAAAAAGAAAAAUAGAAAAAGCAAGAAGAAAAAAAAAUUGUAAAGUGUGUUACUCAAGAUCGGCGUAUACGAUUUUUAUUAAUUAAUGGCUAGGGGAACGAUAACUGCCACUUAUCGUGAGAAUUAAUCUCCGUUUGUAUUUACUUAUUUUAUCAACUGCCAUGCUAUUUCGUCCUUUUCACAGAUAUAAAAACAAAAAAAAAGACAAAAAAACGAUAUCUAACGUAUGUUAAUUACCCGAUGGUAACCACUUGUAUUUAACUCGUUAAAAGAAAGAAAUAGAAAGAAAGAAAGAAAAAAGAAAAAAAAGAUAAAGAAAAAUACUAAUGCUGAGAUGUAUCCACUCGCAUGAAUUAUCGUUCGCUAAUUUGCGUUCUUUCGCGAUUAUAUAAUCGCUUUUAUAGUCACGCGAUCAAAAAGUAUACAACUGAUUCUGGAGAAGUAGAUCAUGCCAUAAGAGAAAAUGGCCGAGUAAUGUGAAAAUGAGAAACCCGACGAAGUACUAGAUAUUUGGAAAGAAAGAAGAAAGAAACAUCGUACUCCUUGACGUUAUCGUUGUAAAGAUCAAAUAGAUCUUAGAAAGAAUAAAUAGAAGAAGAGCGAUACGUAUCGAAUUAUAAAAUGAACUGCUUGUUUUAUAGUAAAAACUGUGUUAAAAUUUAAAAAACAAAAAUACGUUGGAUUACUUAUAUAUUAAUAUUUUUGGUUGAUCCUGAAAUAUUGACAUAUUUGAUAUGAAAUAUUAUAUAUAAAUAAAAAUUAACAUGAUUUGAUUGAUUGAUACAAAAAAACACGCAUUUAUCAAUAGUUGUAUCGAUCAGAUAAUGAUCAAAUACACAUUGGCCACAUUUGUAUUAUAUUUAAUUAAAAAAGAAAAAAGGAUCUUUUGUGUUUUUAUCAUGUUAAAUUAAACACGUUUAUUAUGUUACAUGCAGUUCAUUGAAGAAUACGUUACAAAAAAUCCAAAAGUCCUAUUAUAUGAACAAUGGCACGAUAACCCGAUAAUACCAGAUUCAACUAUUUUUUCAGAUCAAAGUUUAAUGAAAAGAUAUUAUUCACUUUUUCGAUGAGAACGAAAAUAUUUUUAUGAAGCACAUGCACCGAAUAUUUAUAAUCGACUAUAAGGCAUUAGCGAGGAUAAAAUUUAAAAGGAUUAUUUUAAAAAAAUGUAGAAACUAACACGAAAAGCAACAGCUAUACUAAAGAUUAAAUUGUGUGCGAUUCUAUCAGAGUUAGAUUUUGUCUCUCUAGAAUGCAGAAACGAUGAGAUUUUUAGAAUAUACAUUAUAUUUUGCUUUGCGGCUAGUAAGAGAAUUUUCAUAAACCAAAGAACUUUUCUUGGACACAUCAAUGCUAUGCUACUUUAUGAUGAUUGAACAAAAAAUAAAAAAAUAAUAGAUCGAUUUAAUACUAGAGAAGGAAGGGGAAAAGAAAAAGUAAAAAAAAAAAAAAUAAAUAUAAAAAAUAAAGAAACGAGAACUGACGACAUGCAUAUGGAAAUGCUUCUUUGAUACAAAAUCAUUUUCUUUGUAUCGAUUUAGCACGUAUUCGUUGUUUGUAAAAAUCGAAAGGCGAUACUUUUAUGACCAAUGAAUUUAAUUAAUCACGAGCGUCGGUUCAUCAAACGCACACAUUUUUUACGAAACUUUCAAUAAAACGUCGCUUCGCCAUGUCGAUUGUACAUAUCAUCAUCUGCAAGGACCAUGCAAUUCACUUUUCUCGGGAAUCUUCGGCAAUAUUUAGAAGUAUUGAUCAAGAAAAGGACACAUCGUUUCAUCUGCGAAAAUCUUUUAUCAUUAUCAUCGUUUUCGAACAUGUCAUAGAAAGAGAAAAAGAGGGAAAAAAAGAGGAAGAGAAAAGAGAUAUAAUUAACAUAUUCUUCUAGAUUUCUCACGAGACCGAUUUUGUAACUUCCCUUCUUAUCCGAGUGAUAGAAUUUCAAUCUAUAGGAAAUUGUUAUCAACGAAUUUCUCCGUGUACGGUGAGCUGUUUGACAGUGUGUAUUCGUUGAAGGAUUCUUCUUCGAUUAUGAGAAUUCAUAUAAAUUUCUUAAACGGAGGUAAGGAAGAAGAUUUUUCAAUUCUCCAAAGAAUCGCUUUCAACGAGUGCAACGAGACAAACGUGCGGACGUCCGUUUCUUUCAGUGUUAGAAAACAAGAUAUAGCAAUUUUGUAAAAGCGAAUUUACUUCCUUUGUGUGUUGCGAGUCGUGUCGCUGCGACGAACGAAACUAUAUUUUAUUCUUUUUUUUUUUUUUUUUUUUUCUUUUUUUUUUUUUUUUCUUUUUUUUGAAAUCAAUGAGACGUUCAAAUAAAAUAGAGAAAAGAAAAAUCUAUCUUUUGAUAACUGCAAUUGCACGUUGAACAAAAAAGAAAAGAAAAGAAAAGAAAAUAAUAAUAAUAAUAAUAAUAAUAAUAAUAAUAAUAAUAGUAAUAAUAAUAAUAAUAAUAAUAAUAAUAAUAAUAAUAAUAAUAAUAAUAAUAAUAAUAAUAAUAAUAAAUAGAAGGAACAAAAUGACGAGAUAAUCGCAGCGACGCGAAUCAUUAUCGUAAUCUUCGAAAUCCACAAAAGAAUAGAGAAAGAAAAAGAAAAGAAGAGUAGAGAGCCAACGUGCCGUUAGCGGCACGACUCUCCUAGAAUUAUUUUUUUACCACAUUUAGCGUCGUCAGUGUCAGCGAUCAUAAAUUUUUCCUUGUCUCCUUCUUAGAUAACUGACUAGAGAAAACCUAGACAACGAUAGACAUUGUCCAAAAGGAUGGCUCCGAACUCCGAUUGUAAAAUCCGAUCAAAUGACGAAACAAAAAAUGAUAAUUUCACAUUCUCAUACGAGAAGAAAAUAAUAUGAAUGUGUUUAUAUAUAUAAUGUUCGAAAAAGAAGAAAGUCCAUUCUUAAUCGGCCAAGUUCUUUAAUCACACAGAUCCUAGACUUGAAGAAGUAACGUCGAGAAGGACCGUUCUGGGCCCUCCGAGUAUCGCGUUUUUUAAGAGCGAAGAUAUAACCGCGAGAGAGUUAAACAACAACAAUAUAUACAUACGUACAUACAUACAUAUAUACAUACAUACAUAAAUACAUCCAUACAUACGUCGUUCGCGAGCAACCCAUUUCAAAUACUGUAAAUAGUUCGUGAUUGAGUCGAAUGGAUGAAAAGAGAGCAAGAGAGAGAGAGAGAGAGAGAGAGAGAGAGAGAGAGAGAGAGAGAGAGAGAGAGAGAGAGAGAAAAUAAGAGUGCAAGAGAGAGAGAGAGAGAGAAAGAGAGAGAGAGAGGGAAAACGAAUGUGUACGAAUAAUUGUAUAAAGACUGAUUAGACUAGCUUUGGUAUUUAUUCAAAUUUACAAUUAAUGCUAUCGCUUGCGCGCUCAGAAUACUCAUGGAACACACGAUGCCAAAGGUAUUCCUUCUACGAAUUUCUUUAAAUAUCCUUCGUUUAGCUAGGAGCAUCGUUGUCCAUUGUACGAGCCGAUAAUCGAUCAUCUACUUGCUCUUGAUAUUCGUAACUUCGAAAAGAAAAAUAAAAUAGGAAAAGAAAAA
Molecule: messenger RNA, 9908 nt
Organism: Vespa mandarinia (Asian giant hornet)
Lineage: Eukaryota; Metazoa; Arthropoda; Insecta; Hymenoptera; Vespidae
Gene: tinc
Product: transmembrane protein tincar
Source: RefSeq, a predicted model, not a curated record